GUUGAAGAGUACACCUACCUAGCAACAACUUCACUAUCUAGAUUGCCAAUGCCGACAAAUUUAUGAACAAGCCGUGGGCCGAACCUCCAGGUGGCCAAACUACCUGGGCCGAAUUCCUGAUGGAGGCCGCAGGAUGGCUGCGAGACUAUGUCACGGCGAUAAAACACGGCCGGGUCCAUCCCUUCACCGCCGUUGAACGAAAGGUUCGCGCUGCCACGCGUAAUGAGCCAUGGGGCCCUACCGGGACCAUGCUUAACGAGCUGGCUGAGCUGUCGUAUGGCAUGGACCAGGUCCAAAUCAUGUUUGCGGUCCUGGACUACCGGAUACGCAGCCCGGAGCACAAGUGGCGCUGCACGUACAAGGCCCUGCAGGUGCUGGAGUUCCUGCUCAAGCGCGGCAGCCCCGCCUGCCUGACCGCCGCGGCGGAGCUGGUGGUGCCGCUGGCGGCGCUGGCCAACUUCCAGUACGUGGGGCCGGACGGCCGCGACUACGGCCUCAACGUGCGGCUCAGGGCCGAGGCCGUCAAGGCCGCCAUCCUGGACAGCGAGGGACUGGCGCAGCAGCGGGCGGCACUGGCGGCCCGGGCCGACGCCAUGCGCUUCGCGGGCUACUCCCGAGCCGACAUGGCGGCCACCGCGGGCGCAGGGGCGCCAGGGGCGGCGGCGGCAGCAGGGCCUGGGGGGCAGCUGCAGCUGCCAGGGGCAGCAGGGCUGCCGGGGGCGGCGGAGGCGGCGGCGGGCGGUGGGUACGGGUCUGCGCCGCUCGGCCCAACUGCCGGCAGCCAGGCGGCGGCGGGCGGCUACCGGCCGCCGAAUGCCCUGGGCACAACGCAGCCUGCGGGCGGCGCCGCCGGCCUGCGUAACGCGGGCGAGACCAAGGGCGUCACGUUCGAACAGAACAAGCGGCAGUUGGAGCAGCUGAGGCAGCUCACCAUGGCGGAGGGCAACCGCACCUGCGCGGACUGCGCCUCCGCCGCCGCCGCCGCGCGGCCCACCUGGGCCUCCAUCAACCUGGGCGUGUUCAUCUGCAUGAAGUGCGCCGGCAUACACCGGGGCCUGGGCGUGCACGUGUCCAAGGUCCGCUCCACCACUCUGGACACGUGGCUGCCGGAGCAGGUGGCGACCAUGGCGAGGCUGGGCAACCGCAGGGCCAACGCGCACUUCGAAGCGGGGCUGGACCCCGCCAUGCGGCCGCAGCGGGACAACGCGCUGGAGCUGGAGAAGUUCAUUCGGCUCAAGUACGCUGACAAGGUGUGGGCGGCGCACGGGACCUGGCCGCCGCCCCCGGAGGACGGCCCCACAGCGGCGGCGGCAGCAGCCGCACCCGGGUCGACGCAGCCGGGCGCCGACGGCCAGCGCUACCCGGCUGUCGCCGCCAGCGCGGGCGGCGGCUUUGGCGACGCACCGCCUGCAUGGGGCUCAUUGGGCAUGUCGCCACCCGGCACGGCGCAGCCGGCGGCCGCAGCCGCAGCUGAGCACGCGCACACCAACGGUGUCGCGCACUCACAACAGCAACAGCAGCCGCGGCGGCUACUGGUGCCGCCACCGCCAGGCUCCGGCCAAAAACAACACCAGCAGCGGCACCAGCAGCAGCAACAGCAGCAGGCGGCGGAGCAGCAGCUGCUGCUCAUGGCACUGGACAGCGACACGGAGGAGGACGGCGACGAGAGCGGCGAGGGCAGCGGAGGAGGCGCAGGCGGCGCAACGGCGGGCGGGGGGCGCCGCGGCGGCUCGGGCGGUCGCGACCGGGCAGGUGGCGCGGGCGGGCCGCAGUCCGCCUCCACCUCGGCCGCUUCUGCGGGCGGCAAUGCGGCGCUGUGGGAGCUACUGGACCCCACCCUGGACGUCAUGACCUGGCUGGACCGGGUGGAGGGAGGGGGGGCAGCAGCGGGAGGGGCAGGGGGAGCGGGAGGGGGAUGGGGAGCAGCAGCAGCAGGAGGAGGUGCCGCGGCGGCAGCAGCGGGGGCAGCAGCAGGGCCGGCAGGGGUAGGGCCAGGCGCAUACGGGGCGGCACCGUCGCCGCUGCCCCAGCAGCAGCAGCAGCGCACUGCCAUGGCCUCGCCGGCACCUGCACCGGCACAUGCAGGUGCAGCCACCCCGCUGUUCGACUUCGGGUCUUCAGCCUUCCCGCCGCCCGGCAGCGCCGCACCAGCAGCCGCGCAGCCCGCGCCACUAGCCCCCGCACCCGCUCCUCGACCCUCGCCAGUGCCUGCGCCGGCGUUCGCUCCCGUUCCCACCGCCGCGGCCCACGCACGCCCUCCCGCCACCGCUGCGGCGCCGCCGCCUCAGCGCACCGGCGCCUCCCUGGGCUCCGCCUCCUCCGGCGUCAUCCACACCUCCGAGUUCCCCGUGUACGACCUACUCACGCCCAACCCCACCGGCGGCGGCUUCGGGCCGCCGUCGGCGGGCGGCGGCGUGGCGGGCGCGGCGCAGCGCGCAACGCCUCAUUUUGCCUCGCCGCCGCCCCACUACCCGAGCCACCACUUCCAACAAGCGCAGCAGCAGGGCGGCGCCGGCGGAGGCACGGCGCCGGGCAUGUCGGCAAUUUCGUCGCCGCCGCCGCCGCAAGCAAUCGGCUACGCCGCCCCGCUGCAUGCGCCGCAGCCGCUGCAGCAGCGGCCCGCGCACAACCACCACUUCCCCAGCAACGGCAGUGCCGGCGGCAACGCAGGCGGCGCUUUCGUUGCGGGCGGCAACCCCGGUGCUGCCAGCGCCGCCGUGACCAGCGUUGUAGCCGGCAGCGGCGCGGGGGCGGCUGGCGGGUUCCCGCUUGCGGCGGGCGUGUGGCCGCCCGCGGGGCCGCAGGGCCCGGGCGCUGUCGCAGGCCGUGGCGGUGUAGGCAUGAGGGCCAUGGCGGCGGGCAAUGCCGGUGGCGGCGGCAUGGCGGCCGCUGGCAAGCCAGCCGCCGCGCCGGCGGGCGCUACAGCCGGUACGGCCGCUACUGCUGCUGCUGCUACUGCCGCGGCGGCGCCCGCCGGCCCGCCCGUCAACCUGGACAGCCUGCUGGCGAUGCAGCUGGACGGACUGGGGAGCUCGCUGGCGGGGGGCGGCGGCGCGGCCGGGCGGCAGGCCAACGGCGCGGCGCAGGCGCCCUGGACAGUCAGCCCGGCGGGCGUGCGGGGGCGGCACUAGGCGCCCGCCGCCGGGGCCGAGCUGGCAGGCGGCAGCUCUGCAGCUUGUAGCGGGUUGGGGCUGGUGGGCACGUAGCUGUAGGCAGUAGGAGUGAGUUGGGCGCAGCCAGGGGCCGCGGAGCUGUCGAACGCUCGCGUGUAUAUACUACGUUGCGUGGCGUGGCGCUGCUUUGGCUGCACGGCACUUGGCAGACGUCAUGUCAGUUGCUGGAGUCGCAUCGCCCCUGAUGGGCGCUCGGCUUUCAUAGCCGGGCUUUUGCAAUAGUUAUGCAAAGGGGUUUUAGCCUAGAAUGCAGUCUACCGUCUCCAUGAUCGAUAGCUUUGUGUUAUAAAACGUUGCUUAGGCAGGUGACUGUGUGGGGCGCGUGUAGCUUGUGCGGCUUGCUGGGGGCGUUGGCGCGAGGCGUGUGUGUGAACGCUGUCGAGUGCAACCUGACGCAGCGCACGGAGGGCCGGAGAGUACUGUAUUGGGCGCUAGCAGGCGUCCCGGCUAAAAUGUCUGCAUGACAGCCAAAGCAUAUUGCUGGGGGUUUGGGGGUGCGGUGCAUGUGGAGUUGCGGUGUCGUGCGGUGCGGUGCCUGCUUGCUGGUGAACUGACAUAAAAAACCGGAGGAGAGGAAAGCAGGGACAUCCGCCACAUUGGCACGACGCUGAAUUGGGUGUAAGCCUUUACUUAA
Messenger RNA from Chlamydomonas reinhardtii, 3807 nucleotides. RefSeq lists its product as uncharacterized. NCBI's taxonomy places the organism in Eukaryota, Viridiplantae, Chlorophyta, Chlorophyceae, Chlamydomonadales, Chlamydomonadaceae. Gene Ontology annotation, molecular function: GTPase activator activity. The record is from RefSeq and is a predicted model, not a curated record. The coding region runs from base 120 to 3131 and encodes 1003 amino acids. The transcript has 11 exons.